CUCGGAAAUGUCAUUUUUGGACUUGAGUGAAAACUUGAGCAUAUCGAGCUGUAGCGGUGGAGCGGUUUAGAGUUGAAAUUUAGGGACGGAAUGGCCAUAAGAAAGCACUAAAACAGGAGGCGGGAGGAUGUCUGUGGAGGUAGACUUGUUGCUGCAGGAGGCCAAAGAAAGCAUCGAGGCGGCCCAGAACUAUCGCAGUGAACUCCAGCAGAGGCUUCAUGGCCUCAACCAGGCCCGCAAACAGGUCCGGGGCAGUUCAGGUCAGGCCCGUGAGAACCUCCGCAGACACUUUGCGGAGCUGCAGGUGGCAGCGACUCGGCUGCUGAAUGAGCGCCUGGCCGUCCUCCUGGCUGAGGUGGACGCCAUCGAAGCUGACAGCAUCAAGCCACUGGACGACUGCCAGAGCCUCAUCGAACAUGGCGUGGGCCAGGCUGACGAGCUGCUCAGAGAAGGGGAAGCAGCCUUACGUUGUGGUCUGGGGGAGAAGGAGGACAAACUGGGCAGUUUCACCAAGAAGGCACUCCACAUCCAGCUGGACAGUCUGCCUGAGGUUCCGGCGCUGGUGGACGUGCCCUGUGUCUCCGCCCAGCUUGAUGACUCCCUGCUGGUCCUGCUCAGGGACCGGGUGUCCCGCCAUGGCUCCGUCUCCUCCCACCCUCCGGUUCAGAUUGAGGAGCUGCAGGAGAGACCAGGCGGCAUCCUGGUCCGCUGGUGUAAGGUGGAUGAGGACUUCGCUGCAGCUGAUUAUCGGCUGCAGAGCCGGCGGUCGGGCAGCGGGGGGAGCCAGUACGAGGACGCCUACAUUGGCCGAGACACUGAGUUCCUGGUCCUCCAUUUAGACCCCCACACAGAUUAUCUGUUCAGGGUCUGCGCCCGCGGGGAGGGUCGCACCGAGUGGAGCCCCUGGAGCAUCCCCCAGACGGGGUACACCACCCUGGCAGCACAUGAGUGGAGUCCUGGUACUGAUGGCUUCAUCCUGAGCAGCCGGAGAAACAUCGCGCUGCGUAACGAUUCGUCGCGCUGCUCCGUCCUCUACUCCAAAGCUCCCACCUACUUCUGUGGCCAAACACUCACCUUCAAGAUCUCUGCCGCUGGUCAGAUGGAUCGCAGAGACACUCUAGGCGUGUGCGUGGACAACGAGAGGGGGGCGGAGUCACUGCAGAGAGACCAGGCCGUUUGCAUUUCCACCAAUGGUGCUGUGUUUGUCAACGGUAAAGAGAUGACCAAUCAGCUGCCGGCGGUCACCGUGGGCUCCUCCGUGACCUUUGACAUGGAGGUGGUCAGUCUGUUCCCCGUCAGCAACAACAACCUGAGCGACGGCGCCACCUUCAAGCUGAGGGUGACGAUCGGCUCAGGGAACCGGGAGGUGGUGUUCGACUGGCUGCUGGACCAGGCCGUGGACUGCCUCUACUUCGGCUGCUCCUUCAUCCACUCCGGCUGGAAAGUCCUCGUGUUUUAGGGGAUCCGUCGCAGAUCGGACACCCUGGCGUUUGGCUCAGAAAUCUGUGGCUUAAAACCUAGAAACAAAACAUUUUCUCCACAUUGGCAGUUCCCAAAACCAGACACAGAAACGGGACGAACGUGAGGUGCGUCUGGAAAACGAACAGAUCAGUCGUCUCAGACCCAGAUACCACGCUUUAAUCCAGACAGCCCCAAAAUGUGAUGCCAUCAGGUCACUGCCAUCAUUCUAUAUCCGUCAGAUCCACACGGGUUGAUCAGAAAUUCAUGACAAAACAAAGGACUAAACCAAGAUACAUCCACAUGUGUUUCCUUAGUUUGUGUCUUGGACCCAGCAAUGUCUUUUCCUCUAAACGUUUCUGAUUGAAAUGUCACCCUUAGGCUGAGUGGAGGAACUUUAGUUUGGUCAUUAAAUGCAAAGUUCACACUGCAGGUCUUACGCUGCCUUUAUGUGCUAUGGGAAUUGUCAUAACUACUACUUAUUUUUGACCCAUGAAUUCCCCCUAUUUUCCACUGGAGAACUGGGAAAAAACGUUAAUACACAAGUUGCAGAGAUGAAAAUAACCUUUGACCUUUUCAACAUAGUGGAGAGCAAUGAGGGAUUUAUCGCAAAUGAUAAACAGUGCUGUUGUUAAUGUUCUGCUGCUGUUAGCUGAUGGUUUGGCAUAUGUAUAGCAUACACAGUUUGCAAAAAAAUGCUGGAGCAGAUGAAUUAACACAUCCAAAUCUGUUUUACCCGAGUAGCAGGUCACGAUAAAUUGUGUGUCAGCCAUUUUUCAUUUCUUUUCAACAACAAAAACACUUGAACACAACACACUCAUAAUUUGGAAUUCUCAAGUGGAAAGGAUCAUCUUCCCGAUAGCACCUGAAGGCAGCAUUAACACUCAGUUCCAAUUUUUUGCUGAAAUCCCUUUUUUUUUUUCCGGGGUUGUUCACAUUAGAAUGUAAAUGUGAUGCCAUCAGACUCAUAUGUGAACAGUCUAUGGUCCUGAAGUGACCCAUAUGCAUCACACUAUGUUUAAGGAAGUAAAUAUAGAUGUUACAGAACCGGGUCCCGCCCCCUCCAGUGCAGAAUUGUGACUUUUGUUGCAUUUCCAUGAUGUAAAAGUGAUUAAAAUGUGACAUGAUCGUUAAGACUGAAGUCACAUUGCAAAACAUCAGAUAUGUAUUUGAUUUAGGAACACAUAGGAAAGCGUCCUCGGUCUGAUUUGGAAAAAAAAAUUGGAUUUGUGUUGUUUAGACUGUCAUAAGAAAACAGAUAAUGAGCCAUAUAUGGGCAAAAAAAGUCAGAUUUGGGUUAUUUUUACCUACAGUGUGAACAUAGCAUAAGAGAUGUGUCUUGGUCAAAAAAAUCCCUUGUCAAAAACUCUUGUAUUUUGGAUCCCUGUUGAUGGGGAUUAUGUCCUAAAAAAAAAUUCUUGUUGUUUUAGGUCAAAGGUCAAGCUCCGAAAAAUUUUUACAUAAGGUGGGAUUUGUUGAUAUGAAAAAAAAAAAAAUCAUACUGUGGUUAAACCUCAUCUAAUUUUAUUCUAAUGUAACUCGUUCAUGUACAGUGUUUGUACAAAGUUUGACACUGAAAGGUCAAAGGUCAGUUUUUCCUCAUAUUUACAGAUUUCCGAGGAAUCUCUAAACAGCACGAGGUCUGACAGUGACAUUUCAAUCCUAAAUGUUAAACAAGGAUCAUCAGGACUCCCAGUAGAUUCUGUUUUUUGUUUUUGUUUUUUUUAACCGUAGAUGAAUCUCAGUUAGCAGCGGCUCUGUUCUCCUUGUUGCUAUGGUAACGGAGGAUGCCCAGAAACUUUCUCAGGUUCCCAUUGAAAGGUUUUUAGUUUGUACGUCUGUGUAGACUCCUGAUUAGAACUGUACCUCCAUGCUGACAUCUAGACAUAAUUUUACAUUUCUAGGCUCAGAUUAUGGCUGAGUCAUUAUUUUUGGCAGCGUGAGUUGAUAAAUGUUACGUCAUUAUUUCAUUCUGGUUUAAAGGCUGAAUUUUGGUCCAUAUAUCAUCAUAUUUUGGGCCAAACUGUGAUAUCUACAUACAAUGAAGCAGCAGUGUUAGGGGAGUAAAGUCAAGCAGAUAUCACAAUUUGGCCAAAACUUUGAUUCAGGCAAUUGUUCUAUGAGGCUAACAAUAUGUAGGUGAUGUUGUGAUGUUUAGAACUCGAGUGUUAAUCGAGUUUCAUCGGCUCAGUCUGACAGGGAAAAAGUAACCGAUGUUUCUCGAGCCGUUCAAGUUAAAACCAGCCUUCGGUUCAGUUUCAUGAAGACUCAGAGCAACGACAAGGCUCACAGAUGUGUUUUUAGUCGAUUUCAGGCGACAGAUAAGCUCCACGGAUCAGAUAAAUUAGAUAAACCGGGUUCCAGAUGGUGUCUUUUGGAUGAAUUCCGCUGUUUCUUUUUCUUGACGACAACAAAAUGAUACUAAAAUUCUUCAGUAUCAUCUCAGACUGGUUCAUCCUGCUGCUGCUGAACCCGUUUCCUCCGGAGUAAAAAAAAAAAAAAAAAAACUGCAGCUUUGAUUUGCGAAGCUGCAGUUCCUGGUACAAGACGAGGAUGUAAAACGGAUCAGAUGCCGCUGCAGUAAAUGAGGACACACAAUUUCCUGCAGCAGAUGAAAAACCAGUCUCCUGAUUGGUUCAUUGUUCACGUCCAUGUGUGAUUCUUUUGCGAGAAAUACCUACGAUGCUGCGUCUUUGUAAACUGUAUCAGAGUGAAAUGUUUGGAUCUUCAGGGAGCGUCGCUGGAGGAUUUUUACAUCUGUUGCAUCUUUGGUUUGAUUCCCAGAAUGUCUUAGACUCUGUUUACAGCUUUAUCUAUGCAACCUGUAACUCACUUUGAUGCCUUACAGAAGGAAAACACAACAUAUCACUGUCUCUAAUUCACAUGUUUGUUUUAGUUCUUUAGCCACAGCCUCUUUAAAUGUUGUUAUUAUUAUUAUCUUAACAAAAAUCCUGUCACUGUGAACAAGAUGUUGUAUUUUUUUUGGCAGGUAACAGACAUGUUUCUGCCUGUUUUUCCGGGGUUAUUUUGACAUUUUGAGGGAAUUUCUGAGCCUUAAUAUCACCCUGUUUGAAGCUGUUACGAUGAACGUUUCCCUUUUUGCAUCGACAAUCCACACAGUAUUCCCUAACGCUGCUGUUCGAGCAGGAUUUUAUGUGUUUGAGCUGUAAAUUGAAAUGAGGUGAUUCCGCUGAUCCUCGAGUGUCAUGUAGUCCCGUUUACAACGACUCGUAUCGUUAUGUGGCCGAUUUUCACUCUGUUCAAUAAGAAUGGGAUUAAAGUGAGGACAUGGUUUAAUCUGGUUUGUGGUGGUUUUAAUAGAACGUAUAAAUUAAGAUUAAACCGUUAUUUAUAGUGUUAAAAUCUAAUAAACAGCAACUAACUGCUCA
Sphaeramia orbicularis (orbiculate cardinalfish) is the source of this 4847-nucleotide messenger RNA. It is a transcript of the gene crlf3, whose product is annotated as cytokine receptor-like factor 3. The record is from RefSeq and is a predicted model, not a curated record. The transcript is spliced from 9 exons. Gene Ontology annotation, molecular function: protein binding. The coding region runs from base 128 to 1459 and encodes 443 amino acids. NCBI's taxonomy places the organism in Eukaryota, Metazoa, Chordata, Actinopteri, Kurtiformes, Apogonidae.